This is a messenger RNA of Pterocles gutturalis (yellow-throated sandgrouse), 438 nucleotides long. RefSeq names its product PITH (C-terminal proteasome-interacting domain of thioredoxin-like) domain containing 1 (gene PITHD1). Lineage: Eukaryota; Metazoa; Chordata; Aves; Pterocliformes; Pteroclidae. The record is from RefSeq and is a predicted model, not a curated record. The transcript is spliced from 5 exons. The annotation marks the transcript as partial. Gene Ontology annotation, cellular component: nucleus.
UUCGUGGAAAGCGACGAUGAGGAGGAGCUGCUGUUCAACAUCCCGUUUACGGGCAACGUGAAGUUAAAAGGAGUAAUUGUGAUGGGAGAAGACGACAGCACGCACCCAGCAGAGAUGAGGCUGUUCAGGAACAUUCCUCACAUGUCCUUUGAUGAUGUAGGCAGGGAACCAGACCAGACAUUCAGCCUGAACCGGGAUCCGACGGGCGAGCUGGAGUACCCCACCAAAAUUGCCCGUUUCUCCAAUGUUUACCACCUCUCCAUCCACUUUCCAAAGAACUUUGGAGCGGAGACAAUGAAGAUUUUUUAUAUAGGCCUGAAAGGAGAAUGGACGGAGGCUCAUCGCCAUGAAGUCACCAUCUGCAAUUACGAAGCAUCAGCAAACCCAGCUGAUCACAAGUUGGAACAAAUCACCCCACAGACUCACUUCAUCUCCUAA